AUGCAAUUUGUAACUGGUGUGAAUAAGACAGAGUUUUUUAACCUAAAUCCAUGCUAUAAAAUAGAUGCCUCAUAUGUACUGACACAGCCUUCCACAAUAUGUAUAAUAUUUCAUAUUUUCCUUGGAUUAUUAUCGGUUGUUACUGUAUGUGGAAAUCUUCUGGUAAUAACCUCCAUCAUUUAUUUCAAACAGCUGCAUACUUCCACUAAUGCUCUUAUCCUGUCUCUAGCUGUGGCUGACUUGCUUGUAGGGGCUGUAGUGUUUCCUCUCAGCAUGGUAUUCUCGAUGAGCUUGUGUCUGUUUAAAGAAGAAGUGCUGUGCAAAGUACGGGCCAGCUUUGAUAUAACACUUAGUACUUGCUCUAUUCUGAAUCUAUGCUGUAUUUCCAUUGACAGAUAUUAUGCAGUGUGUCAGCCUCUGACAUAUAGAGCUAAAAUGAGUGGUCGAAUUGUUGUGACCAUGAUUCUGGUGAGCUGGGGUGUUCCUGCUGCAAUUGCAACCAGCUCAGUUAUAAGAGGGUCUAACCAAGGAACAUGCAAGGAACAGUGUUUUUCUGAUGCAGUUGGUAAAACUAUGGGAGUUGUAUUCACAUUUUACUUGCCACUAAUCUUACUGCUGUGUAUCUACCUGAAGAUUUUCCUUGUUGCACAGAGACAGGCACGCAGCAUCCAGAACACAACAAAGUCUGGAGCAACUGUCAGUAAGAUGGAGAGGAAGGCCACCAAAACUCUGGCAAUUGUUAUGGGAGUUUUUUUGACGUGUUGGUUGCCUUUCUUUCUCUGUGUCUCUGUUGUUUCCUUGAGUAAUGCAUCAGAGCCAGGACCUUUACAAGAGAUACUGAAUUGGCUUGCUCUUUCAAAUUCAAUGGUUAAUCCAUUUAUUUAUGCCUUCUUUUACAGCUGGUUCAGAUCGGCUUUCAGAAUGAUAAUUUCUGGAAAAAUUAUAUUUGGUGAUUUUAGCAACUGCAAACUGAUUUGA
Messenger RNA from Mugil cephalus (flathead mullet), 978 nucleotides. Its product is annotated as trace amine-associated receptor 1-like. Bases 1 to 978 code for a protein of 325 amino acids. The record is from RefSeq and is a predicted model, not a curated record. Gene Ontology annotation, biological process: chemical synaptic transmission; G protein-coupled receptor signaling pathway, coupled to cyclic nucleotide second messenger; cell surface receptor signaling pathway. Gene Ontology annotation, cellular component: dendrite; membrane. The transcript has a single exon. Gene Ontology annotation, molecular function: G protein-coupled serotonin receptor activity; neurotransmitter receptor activity. Lineage: Eukaryota; Metazoa; Chordata; Actinopteri; Mugiliformes; Mugilidae.